GAAUCACAGAAUCAAUUAGGUUGGAAAAGACCUCUGAGAUCAUCGAGUGCAACCCAUGACCAAACACCACCGUGUCAACUAGACCAUGGCACUAAGUGCCGCGUCCAGUCUUCCCUUGCUGCACCACCUCCCUGGGCAGCCCAUUCUGAUUUCUCCUCACCCGUUCUGUGAAGAAAUUCUACCUCAUGUCCAAUCUAAACAAGUUGGUAUAGUUUGGAGCGCUGACCCGGGCAAGGUGCUCGGGACAGACCCUCCCUCAGGGGGAACGGAGACCGCGCCCGUGGGGUCUGCGGCGCUGAGGAACCCCGGGCGCGCGGAAGGAAGGAGAAAUGGAGGAGAGAGAGCAGGAUGCAGCGGGGCCGCUCCGCCCCUCGGCGCCGCUUGGCGGGAAAGCCAGGCUUUGGCGGGCUCGGAGGAGCAGCGGCGGGCGGGAGCAGGACCAGGACCGCUGUGCAACCGGAGCCCAGCCCGUCCCGCAGAGAGCCUCUCGCCUGACAUGCCCGCCGAGGGGGAGCCGCUGAGCCCGCCGGGGCUCGGCGAGUCGCAGUACCUGCAACAGGUACGGCACAUCCUACAGCACGGCCACCGGAGGGAGGAUCGCACCGGCACUGGCACCCUCUCUGUGUUCGGCAUGCAGGCGCGGUACAGCCUGAGAGAUCAGUUUCCACUGCUGACAACGAAGAGGGUGUUCUGGAGGGGAGUGCUGGAGGAGCUGCUAUGGUUCAUCAAGGGUUCUACAAAUGCCAAAGAGCUCUCUGCAAAAGGUGUGAAGAUUUGGGAUGCUAAUGGGUCACGUGAGUUCCUGGAUAAGCAGGGUUUCAGCACCAGAGAGGAGGGGGAUUUGGGACCGGUAUAUGGUUUCCAGUGGAGGCACUUUGGAGCAGAAUACAAAGAUAUGCACACAGAUUACUCCAACCAAGGAAUUGAUCAGUUGCAAAAAGUGAUUGAAACGAUCAAAACCAAUCCAGAUGACAGAAGAAUCAUUAUGUGUGCUUGGAAUCCAAAAGAUAUUUCUCUGAUGGCUUUGCCUCCAUGCCAUGCUCUUUGCCAGUUUUAUGUUCUAAAUGGUGAAUUGUCUUGCCAACUCUAUCAGAGGUCUGGAGAUAUGGGACUAGGAGUGCCUUUCAAUAUUGCCAGCUACUCACUGCUCACAUACAUGAUUGCCCAUGUCACAGGGCUAAAGCCUGGAGAGUUCAUACACACUUUAGGAGAUGCUCACGUAUAUCUGAAUCAUGUGGAAUCUCUUAAAGUUCAACUUCAGAGGGAGCCAAGACCUUUUCCUAAACUCAGAAUUCUUCGUAAGGUUGAAGACAUCAGUGACUUUAAGGCAGAAGACUUUCAGAUUGAAGAUUAUAAUCCUCAUCCACCUAUUAAAAUGGAAAUGGCUGUUUAAUGCUAUAAACCAGCAUUAAAUACUUAUGUGGAAAUGUACCUAAGCUACUUAGUUUCUCUAAAGUGAUGGGGCUUUUAUAUACUUCAAAAGAUAUCUACUUUAUUAUUAAAAAGAAAUAGAUACUAGCAGACCAGAACUGCCUUCAGUACUAACCUGUAAUUGUACAGAACAGAUGAUUAUGUCUGAUGUACUGUGCAGACAUUAACCCAGUUGUUAGUGAGCUAGUUUUCUACAUGUUUCAUUGGCCACUUCUAUUACCAUUCAAUUACUAUGAGCCUUUGCUUAUGUGCUUGAUAUAAAAGAGGAUUCCUUCAGGGUUGGAGAAUUUGUUAAAUAUAUUCUAAAGAGUAUAUGUCUAAUAAAGGUUUUUU
Molecule: messenger RNA, 1764 nt
Organism: Neopelma chrysocephalum (saffron-crested tyrant-manakin)
Lineage: Eukaryota; Metazoa; Chordata; Aves; Passeriformes; Pipridae
Gene: TYMS
Product: thymidylate synthetase
Exons: 7
Coding region: 86-1393 (435 amino acids)
Biological process (GO): dTMP biosynthetic process
Cellular component (GO): mitochondrion; cytosol
Molecular function (GO): thymidylate synthase activity
Source: RefSeq, a predicted model, not a curated record